This is a messenger RNA of Mycotypha africana, 1120 nucleotides long. RefSeq names its product uracil phosphoribosyltransferase-domain-containing protein. The record is from RefSeq and is a predicted model, not a curated record. Lineage: Eukaryota; Fungi; Mucoromycota; Mucoromycetes; Mucorales; Mycotyphaceae. The transcript is spliced from 5 exons. Bases 396 to 1031 code for a protein of 211 amino acids.
CGCGUCGUUCCUUAUCAAGCUCUCAUUGUAUCUUACAGCAAACACCCACGCACACCCACGCACAUACACACACACACACACACACACAUGUGCGCAUACACAGGUACAUUUCACACACCAGUGACUUAUGGUUUAGGUUUGCAUGUUUAAAUAACAAUAAAUAAUGAUAAAUAAAACGAAAACAAUGGGAAACAUUCAUCUCAUGUGAUGCCCGUGUAAUAGCUAUACAUCGGUGAUCAUGCACAUAUCCAGUUUUUCAACUGGUUCAUUUUCAUCUCAUUUUGAACCUGUUACUACUUACUCGCUGUUAUUUUUAUAUCUUUCUUCUUUUCCCCCCCUUUCAUCUUCUUUUCUCAUUUUCUUUUGUUUUUCAUAGAUAGCAAAUCGUACGAUACAUGACUCAUCUUCAUCUCAGUCAACAUCCUCUAGUGAUAACAAAGUUAUCUCAACUGAGAAACGCUAAAAGGAGUCCCAAAGAGGUGAGGGAGUUGACACGCGACUUAUCCAUUCUCUUGGGCUAUGAAGCAUCCUAUGAUUUGACAGUCAGUGAAGGAGCUACAACUCAAACCGCUUAUGGUGAUUAUGCAUUGAGAGAAGUGACAGCAAGAGUAGGUCUCGUUCCUGUAUUAAGGUCUGGUCUUGGGUUUGUAGAUGGCUUUUUGAAUAUAUUCCCAGAUGCACCUGUUUAUCAUUUGGGUCUGUAUCGUGAAAAGGUCUCCCUCCAACCCGUGGAAUACUAUAAUAAGCUACCGGAUCAACCUAAUAUCGAUAUAUGCUAUGUGUUGGAUCCGGUCAUUGCUACUGGUAACACGGCAGUGGCUACAGUGAACUUGCUGAAAGAAUGGGGAUUGUCAGGCUCUCAAAUCAAAUUCGUGGCUGCUGUUGGAUCGGAAAUCGGUCUUGCUCAACUUCAAGAGAAACAUCCAGACAUCCACAUUUACAUUGCUGCCAUUGAUGAAACGCUAGAUAACACAGGAUAUAUUGUCCCUGGCAUCGGUGAUUCUGGUGAUAGACUUUGGAAUACUGUUUAAAAUGAAAAAAAAAACGAAAGGCUAGUUUAGCUACCUACACUUCUUUUUUUUUUAAUCAUAUCAUGAAAUAAAGAUACCUCAUACCUAUG